GAAAACAGAAACCCAAACCGGUCAUGGAGGCUAGUUAACGACUGUGCGCCGCGCUUGCGAAUAGUAAUUUUCAUCGAGAUAUUGUGAUUUUACGCGGACGCCAGAUAUUCGAGAGGAAGAUCGCCGGUUUAAACAAAAAUGGGUGCAUACUUGUCAGAACCGAUCACAAAGAAAGUGUCCAGCGACCAAGUAGGCAAGAAUGUCGCGUUCGGCGCGAGUUCCAUGCAAGGCUGGCGAAUUAGUCAAGAGGAUGCACAUAAUUGUUGCAUAGAUUUCGAUGAAAAUGUGUCCUUGUUCGCUGUAUAUGAUGGUCACGGCGGACAUGAAGUGGCAACAUAUUGUGCAAGUAAUCUUCCAGAUUUUAUUAAACAAACAGAGGCAUACAAAAGAGGGGAUGUUAAACAAGCCCUAAUAGAUGCCUUUUUGGGAUUUGACGCUACGCUUGAAAAACCUGAGGUAGUUAGCAUUCUGAAAGAACUUGCAGGAACAUCCACAUCAGAUAAAAAGAAAGACGACUUACAAGAAUCUGAUGAAGAAGAAAAUGUUAAUAAUCUGUGUAUGGAGGCAACAAUGCCACUCGAAGAAGUAAUGGCAAAAUAUCAAUCAGAAUCGAAUCCUAAUGUAAAAAAUUUGAAAAAUGAAAAAUGCAAUAAACCGCCGUGUUCUGGGAGUCCUUUCUUGCGUGGUCGUAGAGGUAGAGAGAAAGCAACUUCUUCAUCAUCUGGUGCAGGAUGUUCGUCAUCUUCAUCUUCAUCUUCAUGGAAUACAAAUGAAACUGAUGUGAGUAGUUCCAGUCAACCGUGUGGAUCCACAUUGUCUAGUACGAUGGAAAGAAAAGAAUCUGAAUGUGCUGGGAAUAACGAGGCUGAACAAGUUCUUGACUCAACGACUAGUAAUGGAAACGUACAUGCAUCACCUCCAGUUGGAUCAACGGCAGAUGUGGAAUUGACAAAAAGUGCAGAUAUGCCUGACAGUUCUGAAGAUGUAAACAAAAAGGUUUCAAGCCCUGGAAAAAUUAUAUGUGCAGAGUCAAAUGCAAAUGAAGUAGAGGUAAAUGGUGCAGAAUCAAAGAGAAUUGGAGACGCUGACAGCAGUAAGAGUGGGGGUGACAAUGUAUCGAGUAGUUCGUGUACUCCAUUGGAAAAUGGUGAUGCAGGGCAGCAGGAACGAAUAAGUAGUACUGGUAGAAGAAGAAUUCAACCUGUAACAUUGUACCAUACUCUCUUAAAAAAAGAAAAUGAAGAUUCUGAGGAAGAUGAUGAUGAUGAUGAAAAUGAUGAAACAUUUGAUGGAGUUCCAGAAAGUUUUAGCGAUGAAGAUGACACAGAAGAUAUUGAUGAAGAUGAAAGCGACGAGGAUGAAGAUGAAGAUGAAGAUGGAGACGGAAAUAUCGAUGACGACGACGAUGAUGAUAGUGAGGGUCUUAUGAUGGAUACGGAAGAGCCUGGUUAUGACAGUGGAUGUACUGCAGUUGUUGCAGUACUAAAGGGCAAUGAAUUGUACGUAGCAAAUGCGGGAGAUUCCCGUUGUGUUUUAUGCAGAGAUGGCCAAGCAGUUGAACUUAGUUUAGAUCAUAAGCCUGAAGACAAACCAGAAAUGGAACGCAUAGUGAAAGCUGGUGGAAAAGUAACCGCCGAUGGCAGAGUAAAUGGCGGUCUCAAUUUAUCAAGAGCACUUGGAGAUCAUGCUUAUAAACAAAAUGUUGACUUAUCACCGCCAGAGCAAAUGAUCUCGGCACUACCAGACGUAACGCAUAUCACAAUCGAACCCGAAAGAGACGAAUUUAUGGUGCUUGCAUGUGACGGCAUUUGGAACUUCAUGUCAAGUCAGGAUGUCAUACAGUUUAUUCGAGCACGUUUGACAAACAAUUACGAGAAUCUUUCAAAAAUUUGUGAAGAGCUGUUUGAUCAUUGUCUCGCACCUGAUACCUGUGGAGAUGGUACAGGAUGUGAUAAUAUGACAGCUGUAAUAAUACGAUUUAAACCACCAGCCGAUGCAGUAACAAACAGUACCACGGCAGAAGUAUGCAGCGCUAAGAGGGCACCUUUGUCACCAUCAAUAUCUACAGACGAAAAUGACUGCGUUACGCAGGAAAAUAUAACACCCUGCAAGCGUCUUAAAACCGAAGCAACUAUAACUGUGGAUUUCUAACGGAUACUCGAUGGCGAUCAAUACAGUUACUUCAAAUAACAUGUAAAGUAUGUUAGCGCAGGCAAUUGGUGGCAGACUGAUGAGUUGGAGCACAUGAGGAUGAUAUUUGCAUUUUACAUUUUGGUAUGAUACUUUAAUAACGUACAGUAGAACGUCGAUUAUUCGAAUACCGAUUAUCUGGAAUAUCACUUAUCCGGACGGGAUUGUUUCCCAAUUAGUUCGGAUAAUCGACGUUCUGUUGUAAAUAUAUUUUUCUGUUGAAUACAGUUGAGCGUUUCUUUCAUUUUUUUAAUUUUCUUUAGAUUUAAAACCGAAUAAUUUUCAAACCUACUUCGUUACAUCAAUUAUUAACGAGUAGUGUACUAUACGGUCUAACGUUUUUAUAAUAUGUACAAAAUAAGUAAGGCAGUCGAACAUAAUUCUAUACGAUUAACAAAGUAAUAGAUGUUUCUCUUUAUAAAUACUUUCUAUAGUAAUGAUAAGAAGAUAAAUAUCAAACUAAAAUCAUUUACCAAGUCAGAGCCUUGUAAGAUUUUACAGAUAG
Messenger RNA from Nomia melanderi (Alkali bee), 2695 nucleotides. Its product is annotated as putative protein phosphatase CG10417. The record is from RefSeq and is a predicted model, not a curated record. Gene Ontology annotation, molecular function: protein serine/threonine phosphatase activity; cation binding. Gene Ontology annotation, biological process: protein dephosphorylation. NCBI's taxonomy places the organism in Eukaryota, Metazoa, Arthropoda, Insecta, Hymenoptera, Halictidae.